AUGACAAAAUCUGGGUCCAAGUCUCUAUCCGCAGCAGCCAACCUUGCCAACCUUUUGCCCACAGGCACAGUCCUUGCAUUCCAAGCUCUUGCACCUUCAUUUUCCAACGGUGGCUCCUGCCUGCCGGCGAACAAGUACCUCACCUUAAGUAUCAUUGUAUUUUGUUCAGUUGUUUGCUUCUUCUCCUCCUUCACUGACAGCUUCAUCGACGAAAAUGGGAAGCUCUUUUACGGCAUUGCUACAUUCAAAGGCCUCUACAUCUUCAACAAAGAAGACCAGGAAGACAAAGAAACCGACAUCGAAAAGGUAAAUGCUGCUGGCAAAAAAUGCAACAAAAAUGAGGAGUUUCGUAAGUUGCAGAAGUAUAGAAUCCAUUCAAAAGACUUUUUGCAUGCGCUUUUAUCACUGCUGGUGUUCCUGGUAUUUGCAACUAGUAGCACUGAUGUGCAAAGGUGUUUAUUUCCUCAUGCUGGGGCUAAUGAAAACACAUUGAUGAUUAAUCUGCCUAUAGCAGUUGGGGCUUUUGCAAGCUUUCUGUUCAUGAUUUUUCCCACAAAACGUAAAGGGAUUGGUUAUGCGCCGGCCAAGAAAUGCCCAAAUUGCAAAGGAAAACCACAAACUUGA
This is a messenger RNA of Mangifera indica (mango), 624 nucleotides long. Its product is annotated as protein DMP10. The transcript has a single exon. The coding region runs from base 1 to 624 and encodes 207 amino acids. Gene Ontology annotation, biological process: endomembrane system organization. The record is from RefSeq and is a predicted model, not a curated record. NCBI's taxonomy places the organism in Eukaryota, Viridiplantae, Streptophyta, Magnoliopsida, Sapindales, Anacardiaceae.